CUUGAAAGGUGAUGCGAAACUUCACUUUCUAUUUGCCACCAAUCUCAGAGGAGAACCUCAAGCAAUGAAUGUGGCGGGGCUUGCACUGACAGCGAGGAGCCCCCGGUUGAAUGGGCUGGUUACUGCUGUAGAAGGGAGCACGCCUGGUGCAACACUGUACCACUCUGCCUUUGUCACUGAGAUGUGGACCUCCUCCUGACGGGCGGGACACCAGUUGACAAGAGCCGGGGAGAUCCGGAAGUGCAGUUCAUGGAAACAAAGUCCGAGCCGGUACACGUGAAAGGGAAAGGCCGGGGUGGCAGCGACAAGGAGCGGCGCCAGAGCCGGAGCCGGACCAGGACCAUGGCCCGGAGCAGCGCCGUCCACACGCCCUGCGCUGCCCGGCUCAUGGCAGCGACUCCCCUUCUUUAGCUCUUGUCUGCUCGGUGAAGGGAGGCGAUGGCCAUCACCCACGCCGCGGCGGAGUACGUAUUCAACGACUUUCUCCUGAAGGAGCCGGCCGACUCCAAGCUCAAGGCAGUGAGGCUGGAGCUGGCCGUGGACAAGCUGGUGACACUGGUGUCGGCUGGCUUGCCGCUCCUGCUCAUCUCGCUAGCCUUCGCGCAAGAAAUCUCCAUAGGUACCCAAAUUAGUUGUUUCUCCCCAAGUUCGUUCUCCUGGCGACAAGCAGCUUACGUGGAUGCAUACUGCUGGGCAUCACUGCAUCGACCUUCCCCAAAGACUGAUUCGGAGCAAUUACCUCUGUGGCUUCACAAGGUUUUUCCAUAUGUCCUCCUGCUAGUGGCCAUCCUUAUGUACGUUCCAUCCUUGUUCUGGCGCUUUACUGCAGCACCUCAACUAUAUGGCGACCUGACCUUCAUCAUAGAGGAACUUGAUAAGGCUUAUAACCGUGGAAUCAGAUUAGCACAGCACAUUGUCAACUCCAGUGGAUGUGAUGCUAACAGCUGCUUUGAAUCUUUUGGAGAACAAAGUGGUUCCAAGGAGAAGAAAGAGAAUUUUUUCCAGUUUCCAAUCGUGGAGCGUUACUUGAAAUCAAAAGAAGACUCCUGCAGCUUGUUGACAAUGUAUCUUAUCCGCAAAGGCCUCGCUCUCACUUUUCUUGUCUUUGCCUGCAUCUAUUUGGGAUAUUACAUCUCCCUCACCUUCCUUACCGAUGAAUUCAAAUGCUCAGUCAAAACGGGUAUUUUGGGAAAUGAAACAAGCAUACCAGAUUUUUUUCAGUGCAAACUUAUUUCUGUUGGUAUUUUUCAACUUCUGAGUAUUGUCAACAUUGUUGUGUAUAUCCUCCUAAUCCCAGUCACCCUCUACAGUAUGUUUUUUCCUUUAAGAAACAACCUCACUUUUCUGAAGGUCUAUGAACUUCUGCCACAGUUUGAGGUGAUAAUGUUUACUGAAGGCUGUUGGAAUGACUUGAGCCUUUACCUUCUAUUUUUGGAAGAAAACAUCAGUGAAGUAAAAUCACAUAAAUGUCUUAAAGUAUUGGAACACAUAAAAGGGAAAGAGUUGCUGGAACCUCCAUCAGUGAUGGAUGUAAUGUUGCCUUUAAUAGCCCUGGGACAAAUCAAAUCUGAUAUGAUAGAUGGUUUGACCAAAACCAAGAAAGCCGAGCAGAAAUCAGAGUCUGACACCGACCUAAAUGCCACACAAAUUAAAGUUAAAAUUAAACCAGAUUCUGUAGACGAUGGCACCAGAUCUGCAGAUGAAGAACGAGAUGACUGCUCGGCUGUAAGGCAAAGACUACUGGAAUCUCAGAUCUACAGUUCAAAUUGUUAGGAUGUAUGUCAUUUGGCUCUGUGCAUUCUAUUCCAAAAGAUCCACAUUCAUCAUUCGUUUGUGACAGUAUUAGCAAAAAGACUAUUUAUUGGAGAAUUAACUUUUUUCCUGUAUUUCUUAAUAUAUUUGUUCAGUCACCA
This is a messenger RNA of Leucoraja erinaceus (little skate), 1913 nucleotides long. Its product is annotated as pannexin-1-like. NCBI's taxonomy places the organism in Eukaryota, Metazoa, Chordata, Chondrichthyes, Rajiformes, Rajidae. Gene Ontology annotation, molecular function: channel activity. The record is from RefSeq and is a predicted model, not a curated record. Gene Ontology annotation, biological process: positive regulation of interleukin-1 production; monoatomic cation transport.